CGCCCGACCCGUCGAAACUAAAUAUCCAAAACCGUUUGUGAUCGCGCGCCAACGUUUGCCAAAUAUGGCACGUAUCUCGGGUUUCGCGAGCGCUCGCCGCUGGCACACCACCAGACGGUGCGAAACGUUCACUGUUCCCGACUAAAAAAACACGUAAAAAAACCGUUUUUAUUUCUGUAGCGAGCGCCCUCUAAAUUUAGGCCGUAUGGAAACCGAAAGUAAUACGAGCGAUUUUGGUCGGGGCCGCGUCCGUUGUCUGUAUUUAGAUUAGAGCGUUUCGGUCGUCCUCCGCGCAGCACGCGGCCGCACACAGCCGCACACAGCCGCACACGACCGCACGCGGCCGCACACGACCGCACGCAGCCGCACGCAGCGCCCCGCUCUGAUAACGCGUCGCGUGCACCACUGCAGUCGGCACGCGAGCGCCGCCCCUGCUGCGUACGCGCGUUUGUCAAUGAACCAUUCGUGUUUACAGUGAUCUAUCAAACGGACUUGGAUGUCACACAUGUUGCCCGAAGGAGGUGAUUAUUUGCAUGUUCCGAUAAUUUACUUGCCUUCGAUUCGGUUUCUCGCUCUAUCGAUGAGAGUUCUAUCGUUAACGGUUGAUUAAGCGGCUGGUUUUGUGUUAAUUAUUGGUCGUUAGCGUGCUGUAACCAAAUAUUUCACGUUAAUUAACUCGUUUGUGUUAUAUAAGUGAAUGUUUAUGUUUCUACAAUGUUUUCCUAAUUGAUAAGAUUGUUUACGAAACAAUUUGUGGCGCCUGGGCAUUGACCAUGGGACCUACCACCAUAGUGUCCCACUUGUUGGAUGGACAGCAACGUUACAGAGUGGCACGGAUUUUAGGAUAGUGCAGUGUGUAACGCGGGCGUACUAUUUAUAAGUGAGUGUCAGUAAUAAGAUCCUAGUUAUCAAUGUAGGGCAAAGCGCGUACGUUACCUUAUCGUAAUAAUAUAUCAAGACGCUCUUUAUAUCAAAUCGUGCUCCUAAGAAAUAAUAUACUAAUAAAUUUUGUAUUUUAUUAAUUCGUGUUUGUACUUUGGGUAUGUUUACUGUAUGAGAUUAUAAAUUAUUCAUUAAACUGAAAAUGUUUUCGUCUCCAAAACAAACAAUGCACGUUAAUCUCAUUCAAUUUUUUGUAGUGGACACGCAGCGUACCAAUUUUACUUAGCAGGCGCGAUAAAGUCAGAGAUAAAAAACAAUAUUAAAUAACCAAACAAAUUCCAUAACUACUUACGGUUAUUCUUCGUUAUUUACGUAAAAGCAAACGCGAGUAACAACACAUGACGUCAUAUGUGGCUAAUCACAUUGUUCGUGUAUAAUCUGCGGUUAGUUCGUUGUUUUUUACGACCCCAAAAGAUGACUUACGUAAUGAAGUCAAUGUCAUAUUCAGCAGAGGUCUUUCCCCUGGUCACUGAGAUGUUUUAACGAUGCAAACAUCUUUUUGCAAGCAAACUGACUGGUGGUGGGACCUCUUGUGGUUCCACUCGGAAGUGAUGCGGCGCGUGGCGUGCGCGGACGUGUGUCCCGCACCGACGCUCUGCGCAAGCUCCGAAAACAAGGAGUUACUCCGCCAACAGCUGCUGUCAGCCAGCAAGGAGCGAUCCGCCGAAAAGUCUGAACAACCUAAACCAAAACACAGGAAUAGACAGAAGAACCGAUGGAAGCUCAAGUUCCACCAUCAGGCGUUGCCCCAAGAAUACCUUGACCACUACGAGCAGAGCUUGCAGAAGGCCAACGCGAAACAGAAACAGAAGGAGAAACCGAAGCCCGAACCGGCUCUCGACGUCAAUAAUAUCACCAACGAAGCCUUUAAGGUUUGGGCGCAGCGCCUCGCCUCAAUACAGAACAACACUGUCCUCGCACUCUCCGACGCGCUGCCGACCAGCAUGAUGCCACUCAGGCAAGAUCGGACGGAAGAUAAGAGGAAAAAGAAUCCCGCCAUCGCGCCCAGCAAGAUCGUCACAUACGACGACCUGCCAUACAUGGGGGAGAUGACACUCAACAACUCCAAGCCGCGCCGGGGAAGAAAGCCGAAGAAGGCUGACAUCUGUCAUCUUAUUUACGAAAAUUACGGAACUGUAGUCCCCGGACAGCCCUCGCCACGUGAAGGGCUCAACUUAGUACCGUCGCCCUUCAGAGAACCGAUCAACCCCAAGACUGACUUACAGAACAAGAUUAUAUCUAAUUUAAUGGAACGAAAGCUCUCGCAAGAAAACAAGAGAAGAAUGGAGAAUGCCUCUCCCUCGCAGUACUCCACUCCGGCACUCAUCGGGCACGACGAGCCACUUAACCUCUGCAUCAGAGAUCUACGCGACCUUAAAAUUCAGAUUCAGAAGAAAUUUGGCAAUAUUUACACAUCGCUGCUUGACGUGAAGUCCGACGACGCCGAUAACUCAGAUCCGGAGUCUUGCAAAAGCGAACAGCCUAACGCCAUCUCUGUCAUACAAAGGAACACCAGCAUCUGUCCUCCCGCUCCCUCCCCUCUACAGGAUGCGGAUACAAAACUCGUCCUCAAGCAGAUAACUGAUUUAUUAGAUCCGAAACUUAUCGACAGACUCGAAGAUGCUAAAAAGAGUCCAGAGGCAAAGAUGAAAAGGGCUUCUCCGAACCCAAUCCAAGGUCCAGUGAAGAGGAAGAGAUCUGCAAUCUUUAUUCCUCCCGUUCCAACCAAAAGCAAUUCCACCACCCCCACUACUGAAGUGAGUAUAUGCAAGUUCAAGUUCACAGGCGGAUCUAAGCCUUCGCUACAAGAGAAAAAGAUGCUCUCAGUGGAUUCGGGGGGAAACUUUCGGUACUACAGUGGCGGGAACAAGGGGAACAAAGGAUAUGAGUAUUUACAAAAUAAUCAAGCCAGGAGCCAACAGACCGGAGAACUUUCCGUAGAUACAAAACCGAAAGAGGGCUUCAAAGAAGAAGAGAGUAAAAAAAAGAGAAAGAGCAGAAAGAGUCUACAGAGAGAGAAAUUGGAGCAAACAUUCAAGGAGAAAGGGUUCCUCAUACAAACGCAGCAACUGCAGUCGGCUGAAGGAGCGACCUACUGUAAAUUUCGACAAUUACGGAAAUUUACAAGGUACUUAUUCCGGAGUUGGAAGGAUUAUUUGCCCGGGGAAUUGGAAGAAAAGCCAACCGAGAAUAACGAGGUCAGGGACACCGCCGGGGACUGGAGUUAAGUUUCGCAGAGAAUAAUAAUGGACUUGACGCCAAAGACGCUUGUGUUCAGUGCCGAGAGAACCAAAGCUGUGGUUUAGUUUUUAAAAUACUUCGGCCAAAAUUUUAUAUUAAAUUUUCGUACAGUACUCUUCUUGGUCGACUAAUGCAUUUAUAACUUACACUUGUGUCGCUUGCAGGAAGUGUGUGUCCGUUGUUCCGUCCUUUACAUUACAAGGUAUUUGUGUGAACGUUUUAACUUGUAAAUAGUCUCGGAUAUGUGAAUAUUUAUGUUACAUUAAGAUUAUUAACAUAGACAAUUUUGGCUUUUUCAAUCACAUGAUUUUAUCAAAAACUGCUCAAUUAAAAAAUAGUUUAAGAUUAUUAUCAAAAUCAUUCAUUUAUCAAAAUUAGCUUAUUUGUAAUUGGGGUUAUUAACAUCAAGAUUAUAUACUUUAUCAACCUGCGAUGGGAUUUUACCAUAAUUAAUUUCUCAGAAGCACUGUAUUUUAUCUAAACAGCCAAAUUUAGGUUAUAACGUUCUUUGAGUAUAAUCUGUGCUGACUCAUAAUAAUUUUAGAAUAAAGUUACGGUUGAAAUAUUUAUUUUAUAUUAUUACGAAAUUUAUGAACAUAUAAAUAAAUUAUCGUAAAACGUAACAAACUAACAGACUAGUCACCUGUAAUUAUAUUUAAGGUUGUGUUUUUAAUCAUAAAUGUAUUUCUUGCGUUUACACAUCGAACUGUUAUUGCACAACGGAAUUGUUCAUUUAUUUGCUGUGCAUUAGAUAACAGACAGAUGUAUGAAACAUUAAAACAGCGAACUAUGUUGUUGUAAGUAAAGCAGAACGAUUUAUAUAAAAAGUGAAGUUUGCAUAAAGUUCAUUUUAACAACUUCUGCUGCAGAUGUGAAGGCAGGUGUCAAACUGUUUCUUGUAAUGUUUUAAACAAUAGUUUGGGUUGAAAGUAGUAGUACUCUUAAGACAAUGUAUUAUAUCCUAUUGUCAUUAUUAUUAGCUAGUAGAUAUUGUGUUGUAUAAUGUCAAACCUAUAAUUAAAUUCAUUGACCAACCGUUACCAAUUACUGACUUACAUGAAAGACAUUUGACAUCAUUAGGGUUAGAAGUCACCCUCUUUUUCAGACCACGACUUUCACCAAAUUCCUAUCUAUAAAUUAAAUAGUUUUCAAUGUUCUUGUUAAAAGCGUUUUACCAAAGUUUAGAUAAAUUUUGAGAAAAUAACUGUGUUUGUGUACUAAAAAUUCUUGUUUUCAACGAAAAAUGUGCAAUUUCAGUUCGAUGAUAUUGUUUCGCAAAGUAACAGGAGGCAUUCUAGUCAUUACAAUUAAGUGAUAAAUUUAGCAGAUAAAUGUUUAUGUAUAAUUAAUAUAAUGUUAUUUAUAUAUUUUAUUAAGAAAUGAAACAAUCUUUAGUAUUAAAAGUUUAUUACAGAAAACCAAAUCGCUCCAAGUAAAAUGAAAAAAAUAAAAAAAACAGGAAUGUAAUAUUUCCGAAUAAAUGAUUUAACGAAAAA
Molecule: messenger RNA, 4679 nt
Organism: Bombyx mori (domestic silkworm)
Lineage: Eukaryota; Metazoa; Arthropoda; Insecta; Lepidoptera; Bombycidae
Exons: 4
Coding region: 1428-3170 (580 amino acids)
Source: RefSeq, a predicted model, not a curated record